AAUUGUGUUGUCUUUGUGCAAAGGAGUGGAGCUCGAUCUCACAUCAUCACUCUUCCCCGAGUCCUUUCUAAACUCUCCCCCGGGUUUCUACCCACCCGAACCUCUCCCCUUCUACCCUUACAACCCCAACCCUCCCCCCGGUCACGUACCAUCACUCGAAUCAGAUCAUUUGGGUCGGAGCACUCCUCAGAUGUUUGAAAAUAAAUGCAGCAAACGAACAGCGUGUAGUUGGCACAGUAAAAGUUUAUUAAGGAGCAAUUUGUCUAAUGGAAUACCAGAUCGAACUCGGUGACCAAAGUCCCCAGUUCUGCACAGACCCCCAGGUUGCAGUUAUGGACUCCGGUGUGAUUGAAGGAGGCCUCAAUGUCACCCUUACCAUAAGGCUGCUCAUGCAUGGCAAGGAAGUCGGAAGUAUUAUUGGAAAGAAAGGUGAAUCUGUGAAGAAGAUGAGGGAAGAGAGCGGGGCUCGCAUCAAUAUCUCUGAGGGCAAUUGUCCUGAGAGGAUCAUUACUUUAGCAGGUCCAACCACCGCCAUCUUUAAAGCAUUCUCUAUGAUCAUUGAAAAGCUGGAAGAGGACAUAAGCAGCUCAAUGACAAACAGCACAGCUACCAGCAAGCCCCCGGUGACCCUACGCAUUGUGGUGCCUGCCAGCCAGUGUGGCUCCCUCAUCGGGAAGGGUGGCUGCAAGAUCAAGGAAAUCCGAGAGUCAACUGGUGCUCAGGUACAAGUGGCAGGAGACAUGCUCCCCAACUCCACAGAGCGAGCCAUUACCAUCGCUGGUACUCCCCAGUCGAUAAUUGAGUGUGUGAAGCAGAUCUGUGUGGUCAUGCUUGAGUCUCCCCCAAAGGGGGUCACUAUCCCCUACCGACCCAAACCUUCAGGAUCCCCUGUCAUCUUCGCUGGCGGACAGGCAUAUGCUGUACAAGGACAGCAUGCGAUUCCACAGCCAGAUCUCACCAAACUUCACCAGCUGGCGAUGCAGCAGAGCCCCUUCCCCAUCGCACAAAGUAACCAAGGAUUCACUGGGAUGGAUGCUUCUGCUCAAACCAGUUCCCAUGAGAUGACCAUUCCAAAUGAUCUGAUUGGGUGCAUCAUUGGCCGCCAAGGAGCAAAGAUCAACGAGAUUAGGCAAAUGUCAGGCGCCCAGAUCAAGAUUGCAAAUCCAGUGGAUGGAUCGACUGACCGCCAGGUCACCAUCACAGGCUCUCCCGCCAGCAUCAGUCUGGCCGAGUACCUCAUCAAUGCCAGGCUUUCCUCUGAGGCCACAGGACUGGCAGCCAACUAGUACGACACUGCAUCUGCACUAAAUCUCACUUUUAUAUCAUCGGCCACCACAAAACAGUCAAUGCAACUACCCAACUUAAGAGUUUAUAUAUUAUGCUGCCUCUUUUGUCAUUUGAAAUCAUGUCAACUGACACUGAUUUGACCCACUCAGUUCAGUUCAUUAUUUAUUUCAUUUGUUUUGGUUUUAGUCAGAAGAAUCGUACUAGGUUUUUAAUUCCCUUUUUUGAGUCGAGUUGGAGGUUUUAAUUAUUUGUUAUAAGACUUUAGUUUUUUUUAAUGAAUCCCUCGCUCUCUUCCCCCUUUUUUUUCUCUCGCCAUCACAAAGGAGUGGAGUUGAUAAACUCUGAAUAGGCAUAUAGAUUUAGUUGUGUACAGUCAGUCUUUUUUCUUUUCAAAGGAAGACAAAAAAUAAUAGACUGUUUUACUCUCCGUUUAUAUAUACACGCCCCUCCCUUCUCUCACCCAGUUCCACAAAGUCUUUCUGUCCAUUUUAUGUCCACACUUCAUUUAAUUAUACACAGCAUUCUUUCUUCCCCUUUGUCACCUUUUCAAUUUGAAGUGCUUGUAACAUGAGUUAAAAAAACGUAGCUAUACAAUGCACUGUCACAAACUUGUAUUUGGUUAUAGUGAGAAAAGUUUUAACACUCAUUAGUUCUCCAGAUAAUUUAAAUUGUAUUUCUACGCAUGUCAUCUCCUCUACAUGUCAUUCAUGUUUCCCCCCCUCUCCUCGUCCUGAGAUCAUAUGUUGAUAUUUUGCUGGGAUGGGAUGUUUUUGGGGGAUUUGGGCUUGGCACUGGGGUUCAGAAGCAGAGGGUUCUCCUCGCUUUUUUUGUAAAGACUGAUGUAUACUUAAAAAAAAUGUUGGAAUAUUUGUUUUAAAUGGAUGAAAUAUUUUUUUUUAAACUACCAAAGGGGGAUUAACUCCUGGACAAUGACUACACUCUCUAUUAGAUGUGAUGAGGAUCUGGAACCAGACAAAGAAAGGGUUGUGAGUUAACACUAGUUUCCUGCUCUUUGCUUUGCUCGAGUCAGACAAUUAUUUUAUUUUUUAUUUGCAGGAAAGAGACUUUUGUGCACGUUUUUGAGACUGUAGACCUGGGUGCCACAACAUUGUUUAAAAAAUACAGAAAUAAAGAUGUGAAAUGCUCAAACCACCA
Messenger RNA from Notothenia coriiceps (black rockcod), 2442 nucleotides. It is a transcript of the gene pcbp2, whose product is annotated as poly(rC) binding protein 2. Gene Ontology annotation, molecular function: RNA binding. Bases 267 to 1286 code for a protein of 339 amino acids. Lineage: Eukaryota; Metazoa; Chordata; Actinopteri; Perciformes; Nototheniidae. The transcript is spliced from 15 exons. The record is from RefSeq and is a predicted model, not a curated record.